Molecule: messenger RNA, 984 nt
Organism: Ostrinia furnacalis (Asian corn borer)
Lineage: Eukaryota; Metazoa; Arthropoda; Insecta; Lepidoptera; Crambidae
Product: type 4 fimbrial assembly protein PilC-like
Exons: 1
Coding region: 1-984 (327 amino acids)
Biological process (GO): protein secretion by the type II secretion system
Cellular component (GO): plasma membrane
Source: RefSeq, a predicted model, not a curated record
AUGCGUGCCGGUAUCCCAUUAAUACAAUCGCUGCAGCUAAUUAAUGGCAGUAUUAAUAAAAUUGGGAUGAAGCGCAUUGUAACCCAAGUAAAAGCAGACAUUGAAUCUGGACUUAGUUUUGAUGAAGCCCUAUCAAGACAUCCCCACGUGUUUGACCACUUAACAUGCUCUUUAGUUCGUGCGGGCGAAAGCUCUGGUACGUUGGAUGGUAUGUUGUUGCGUAUUGCAGACUAUAAAGAAAAAAGCGAACUGACCAAGGCCAAAGUUAAAAAAGCACUCAAAUACCCACUUACAGUUCUAUUGGUUGCUUUAGUUGUGACCGUUAUUUUAUUGCUUAAGGUAAUUCCAGUAUUCAAAGAUCUAUUUGAGUCCUUCGGUAGUGAAUUACCCGCUUAUACACAAAUGGUUGUGAGCCUAUCCGACUUCAUUAAAGAAGACGGCAUCUUCCUCCUAAUUGGAAUCAUUGCAAUUAUUUUUGGUCUUAAAAAUUUCUACAAUCGCAGUCCAAAAUUUCGCAAUUCCCUUGCUGAAUAUUCAUUACGCAUACCCGUAUUUGGCUCACUGAUCUACAUGGCUAUCAUUGCACGUUUUAGCCGCACACUGGCAACAACAUUUGCUGCAGGUGUACCUCUUUCUGAAUCUCUCAUUAAUGCCGGCCAAGCGACUGCCAACGUUGUAUAUGAAGAAGCUGUUGAAGAAAUUCGCAGCGAUGUUGUAAAUGGUCAGUCUCUAUUUUUUGCUAUGCGCAACAGCGCAAGAUUCCCAGACAUGGCAAUUCAAAUGACAUCAAUUGGUGAGGAGUCCGGUAAAUUGGAUGAGAUGCUUGAUAAAGUUGCAUCACACUAUGAAAGUGAAGUGGAUAACGCCGUAGACGGUAUUACAGCAAUGCUAGAACCAUUAAUCAUGGCUGUAUUGGGUGUCUUGGUGGGUGGACUUGUUAUCGCGAUGUAUCUGCCUAUCUUCCAAAUGGGUGCCGUGGCUUAA